UGACGUAGGACAAGAUUACUUUAGCUUUUUUGAGUGCAACAUCACACUACUAAUUCAUUGAGUUUUAAGUCCACUAAACUAUCAGAUCUUUUUUUCUGAACAACUGUUUUGUAAUUAUAUCUUGCACUUAUGAAGUUGAUUUGUUGUAUUCAAGGGUAAGACUUUAUCCUUACUAAAUUUCUACCUCAUAGCUGACAAAUUGGCUCACAAAAUUCAUCAAGUCAAUCAGUUUUAAAUGUAAUUGGGAAAUGCUUAACAAAAUAAACAGAUAUAGAAUAGAACAUAAAUAAUGUCAAGUUGUAGUUUUCUGAGUCAAUAUAAAGGGAUCUGUUUCUUUUUGAAUUUAUCACCAUUGCUCACUGUUUGUUCCUCCUAGCUUUGUGUCAUUUGUAAAUCUGUACACCCCAUCUAUGUCUAUGACUUUAAGUUAUUGAUAAAAAUGUUUACUAACACAGGGAUAUGAAGAGAUCCUUGGGCUACCACACUUGGGGCAACCAGCAACAUUGACAUUGAAGUAUUAGCAAUUGUUCUUUGAUUCCAACUUCUCCAGGAAUUCUGAAUACAUCUAAUUGUAUUAAUAUUCCAUACCUCAUCUUCUCAUCUCCACAAAAUAAUAAGAGAUUCUUUUUCAAACAUUUUGCUAAGAUAUAGGUAAUUUCAACCUAUAAGAUUGCCCUACUAUUUUAGUACUUUUGUUAAAAGAAAACAUGAGGUCAAUUUGCUAUUCCCUAACUGGUUCUUUGGAAACACUAUUUACAAGUCUAGAAGUUCACAACCAUAUCUAUAAUGAAUCAUUCUUUGAAUUUUACCAGAAUCAAAGUAUAGCUCUUUUGACUAUAGUUUAGUGACUUUUGCCUUUUUUUGAAAAUCAAGAUGCUUACCCUUCUCUAUAUCUAAUGAUAUCUUUCCUGUUCCUAUAAUCCUUCAAAUGUUACUAAUAGUUGCUCAGAAGUCACAACCCAUAUAUUUAUUCUCUGGUUCAAUAAACAUUCAUUAAGCAUCUAUUCUGGAGAAAAAGAGAUUAUACUCUAGUGUACUUACUAGUAUGAAAAACAUUUUCCACUGUACCUGUUUAGCAUUAUUUUCCUUUGGAAGUCACCUACUGAGAAGUCAGAGCAUUAUCUGGUACAGUCAUUGAAAAUUGCUUUUUCAGUCUUUUUUUUCUUUGAUAGAGAUCCAGCUCAUUGUGUGGUGAUAUUUGGUCAAAGUCAUGAAAAGUGAUAGUGGACAGUUUUCCUUUCCACCUGCAUAUUAUGUUUUCCAAAGCUCAGUGGUAGGGAAAAUAUUCAUCACAAAUGGGUGUGUAAUCAGUUUCACAUGAUUAAUUAUCCCCAUAGUUAUGUUACAGCAUAAAAUAGACUUUAUGAGAGUGAAAGGUGAGUUAUUUUGAUGAAAUUUUUUUCAAAAGGGAAUAUAGUUUUUUCAGAUGUAAACUAGCUCAAUGGAUAUAUUGUCUGUGAUAUAACCUGGAUCUCUUGUUCUUUCUUGUUAGAAGAGGAAGCGAAUAGUCAUGAAAAGAAAAAUAGCUGUGGUCUUUUGCUUCUAGAAGCUCAGCCAUGUGCAUUUGAUAACCUGGAAAUUUGAUGGCUUCAUUGCAAUUGUUUCUAGUCUUGGUGAAGACACUGAUAUUAAUGAAGAAUUUAAGUAAACAAUAAAUAGUUUAAACUCUGAAGUGGCUGAUAAUUAUGAUAAAUCCUAAUUCAUCUUCCAUGAUAUUUGAAUAUUGAUAUGAAAACUGCUAGAAAAUAACCCCACCAACUUGAAUUUAGUGGAAAAUACGCUGAACUGGGAGUCAGGUCUGUUUCUCAAUUUGUGAAGAUUGUUCUCUUCAGGUUUCCUUCUAGAUGCCUAAAUUAGUGAUGGCAGAAUCCACUCAUAAAAAUUCCAGUUAUGGGAAUCAGUCCUGAAAUCAUUAGUUUUCCUGAAGUACAACUAAAAAUGAAGCCCUCUUCUGACUGCUAAUGGCACUCAUCUCUCUAAUUAUGAAAAUGGUCUUCCUUUUGCUGAAAAUGUCUCUAAUUCUUUGACAACGGCUUAAGAACAAUGGGGUCAAGUACACUCGGGAAAGCAGCAACAUUGGAUGAGCUGUUGAGCACAUGCAUCGAAAUGUUUGAUGACAGGGGAGAAUUGAGCAACAGUUAUUUGCCAAGAAUUGUUCUUUUGAUGCACCGAUGGUAUCUAUCAUCCACUGAGCUGGCAGGAAAACUUCUCUCAAUAUAUCGAGAUGCUUGUGGGGAAGGAUGUGAUGAAUUCCGCCUAAAGGUUUGCUACUUCAUGAGAUAUUGGAUUCUGGAGUUCCCAGCAGAAUUUAAUCUGGAUCUUGGUUUGAUUCGUAUGACUGAGGAGUUUCAGGAAGUAGCCAGCCAACUGGGAUAUGAAAAACAUAUCAACCUCAUUGAUAUAUCCAGCAUUCCUUCCUAUGACUGGAUGAGAAGAGUUACACAAAGAAAAAAAGUAUCUAAGAAGGGAAAAGCCUGUCUGCUGUUUGACCAUCUGGAGCCCAUUGAACUGGCCGAGCACCUUACUUUUCUGGAGCACAAAUCUUUCAGACGGAUUUCUUUCACAGAUUAUCAAAGCUAUGUAAUUCAUGGUUGCCUGGAGAAUAACCCUACCUUGGAAAGAUCCAUUGCUUUAUUUAAUGGGAUCUCUAAAUGGGUCCAAUUGAUGGUUCUUAGUAAACCAACUCCACAGCAAAGAGCUGAAGUCAUCACAAAAUUUAUAAAUGUUGCCCAGAAACUCCUUCAGCUGCAGAAUUUCAACACACUGAUGGCAGUGGUUGGAGGACUGAGCCAUAGUUCUAUUUCCCGCCUCAAAGAGACUCAUUCUCAUCUUUCUUCAGAAGUUACGAAGGAUUGGAAUGAAAUGACAGAACUGGUCUCCUCCAGUGGCAAUUACUGUCGUUACCGCAAAGCUUUUGCUGACUGUGAAGGCUUCAAAAUCCCCAUCCUAGGCGUUCACUUGAAAGACUUGAUUGCCGUUCAUGUCAUUUUUCCAGACUGGACUGAAGAUCAUAAAGUCAAUAUUGUGAAGAUGCACCAGCUCUCAGUGACCUUGAGUGAGCUGGUUUCCCUCCAGAGUGCCUCACAUCACUUGGAACCUAACAUGGAUUUAAUCAACCUCCUAACACUUUCUCUUGACCUCUAUCACACAGAAGAUGAUAUUUACAAACUCUCAUUGGUGCUGGAGCCCAGGAAUUCUAAAUCGCCUACCUCUCCUACAACUCCUAACAAACCAGUAGUGCCAUUGGAGUGGGCAUCGGGGGUGAUGCCCAAGCCUGACCUGACUAUUAUUAACAAGCACAUAAGGAAGUUAGUCGAGUCUGUUUUUAGAAACUAUGAUCAUGACCAUGAUGGGUAUAUCUCCCAAGAGGACUUUGAAAGUAUUGCCGCCAACUUUCCCUUCUUGGAUUCCUUCUGUGUGUUGGACAAAGACCAGGAUGGCUUAAUUAGUAAAGAUGAAAUGAUGGCUUAUUUCCUAAGAGCUAAAUCUCAACUCCAAUGUAAAAUGGGACCAGGAUUUGUCCAUAAUUUUCAAGAGGUGACCUAUCUUAAACCAACUUUCUGUGAACAUUGUGCAGGAUUCCUCUGGGGCAUAAUCAAGCAAGGAUAUAAAUGCAAAGAUUGUGGAGCCAACUGUCACAAGCAAUGCAAAGACCUUCUCGUGCUGGCAUGCAGGAAAUUUGCAAGGGGGACCUCCGUGGGAAGUGGCCAUGGCUCUCUUCCAGGCAGCCCAUCAUUGCCGCCAGUUCAGGAUGAGGUGUUUGAGUUUCCUGGGGUUGCUGCUGGACAUCAGGAUCUGGAUAGCCGAGCCAUCACCCUGGUGACAGGUUCUUCCCGCAAGAUUUCCGUGCGCCUUCAGAGAGCCACCACCAGUCAGGCCACUCAAACGGAGCCCAUGUGGCCUGAGUCUGGAUGGAGCGACUCAGGAUCUCACACAUUUCCCAAAAUGAAAUCCAAGUUCCAUGGUAAAGCUGGAAAGGACAAAGGCUUUGCCCGAUGGGAGAAUGAGAACCCUGGGGGGCAGGUCACCAAGAACAUGGUGAGCCAGAGCACAGAGUAUGAACUGGACCAGAAUGGAGCAGACACCAAUGAAGCUAACCAAGAAUGUGAGGAUGGCUGACCCCUGGAUGGGGAAAAUGAAUGUCUAAUGAACUUGGCAGUUGUAUAAAGCAAGAUGGAGAAUUAUGAAGACCAUGGUCUAGUCUGGGAAAAUGAUCAAAAAAUAUUCCUGCCUUGUGAACUUCUCAGGUCAUCCUGUCCCAAGAGUGUGAUGGAAGGUCCCUGUCUGUGCAGCACAAAAAUCAAUGUACUAUUUAUUUCUCCCCCUUCCCCCAGUGACUGAUGUUAGGCAUUUCAGAAACAAUGAAGACUGCUAUAUGGCAACUCUAACACUCUUGUUUUUUCUUUCUUUGUGGGUGAAAAGAAUGCUUUUUGUGCAUGUUUUACCCAUUCUCUAAACUGAAUGUAUUUGUUUUUUUCUUUUCUUGUGAAAAUAUCUUAUCAUUUUUAUAAACUUAAUGUGGGUAGAGAUCAAACAAGUGUCAAAUCUCUGAGUUGAAGAAGACGUCUAACUGGUAUCUGAUGCCUGGGGUAAGUGACAAAUCAAAUUCUGGUGGGCUUGAGGGGUGAGGAAGAGAUCUUGAAUAGCAAGGCCUCCAGUAGUAGAAGGGAUUACUAUUGGAAAGGCCACCGUCAAAAGAGGGAGAGGGACAGGAAAGCACCAAGGAAGAGUUCAUGAGAGGGACAGCUGCCUGGAUUAGGAAGUCAACCCAUGAUCUGGUAGCUCCUAUUCCCCCAAUUUGUUUUGCUAAAUAAGUGCUAAAUUUAAUUAUUGCUACCUGAAGAAGGAACACGUGUCAGCACACUCUAAGUUUUGGUUCUGGAGAUAAAACCCUUCCAACUCCACUCUUAUUAUGACUCUGGGUGGAAUACUUCACCCCAUAAUACUCAUUUUGCCAAGCACCAGAACUUUUUUCUUUUUUUUUGGAUAACCCCAGAACAGACCCAGCAAAACAUAGAAUUCACCAUUUCCUCUAUGCACUCAUUGUCACAGGUAACAAGUUUGUCCUUUUUUAUAUUUAUUUCACUUAAGUUGUAACAUCUGAAGCCUCUGGGAAAAUCAAACAUAUGGUCUGGAAGAACUCCCUAAACAUACUUAGUCCCUUAUAAAAAUAAUGAUUAUUUUGGUAGAACAUUAACUGUUUGAUCCAUUAGACUUGGUUUAGAAAUGUUCCUUUUUAUUUUGUAACUACUGAAAUGUUCCAGUCUUAGACAAUGAAUUUUGAGGAAAAAAAAAUCCUAGCUACAGACAAAACAACAACAAUGAAAGCAAACUUUUUUCUUCUUCCAGGAAUCUUGUUGCUAAAAAAAGAGAACUCUUGGUCACAGAAACGAUUCUCAGUGUUCUUUUUUUGUAACUGAUUAUGUAACACCCAUAAAUAAAAACUAGUCUUGGGAGAGAGUUGAUCCUCAUUAAUCAUCACCAUCAUGAAUCUUUGAGUAAUUAUGGACAUUGAGACAUGUGAAGCACUGCAUCUCAAUUACUAUAAUUGUCAAUGAUCUAAAAGAACUAAAGGUUAAUUUAUUUUUGAGACUGAAUUUGGGGAAAGUGGGUUCCAGGUGCCUAGGAAGAGAACCACAUGAUUGGCUCUGAAAAUUAGAGAAUACACUGUUUACCAAGAAGACAAUGAGGAAUCAUAAUCACAUGAUCAUAGAUCUAGAAGAGAACUGAGAUAUGCUGAGAAAUUUGCUCAAGGUUGCACAUAAUGGCUGAUUUGAAAACAGAUUCAAACCAAUGUUCUCUGAUACCAAAUGCAGCAUUGUUUUAUUGAAUCAUCUUGGCAAAGCUGUAAUCUUAGAAAUAACCUGCUUGAUGACUCUCUUAUAUCAAGAAAAACAAACUAGGGAGAAAUGACUUAAAGUUAAUAGUAUUUGCUACUAUUAUGAAGAUAUCCAUCUGGAAGAAUGGUUUUAUAUAAGUGUCGAGUUCUUCCAGUGCUCUGUUUUCAGACAACAUUGUGCCAAUUGCAUCAGUUUUUAGAACAAUGCAGUCUACUAAAUGGAACUAUAAUCACGAAGAAAAUUUGAUCUAAUCUAGUGGAUAGAAUCAAAUGGGUGAAAAGUAAUUAUUGUCCAGACAAUGAUCUCACUCAGGCUACUCUGGGAGUUUAGGUUCAUGAUUGAAUGAAGAGACAUAUGUGGAACAUUUAGCAGUUAAUUAAAGUUCUACUCAUAGAAAAGAGAAGGAUAUUUAACAACGAUAUUUAAUGAAAAUGCCGUAUUAAUUCAGUUGAGCAUUUCUCCUCAGGGUUAGUCAUGCAGUUGAUCCAUGAUCAAAGACAAAGAGAGCUAGAGCUCCUUGUGGCCUAUUCUCAGAUUUUCAGCAAGGCAUCAAUAUGGCAGGUCUUAGCCCCUGAGCUAGUCAAGUCUCAAGGACAGUUUCAGAGCCUUUUAAGAAAAAGAUCUACAGCUGAUUAAUUUAAUAUAUAUGCUGGAGAAACUGUACCUGUGAUUUCAUUGGUAUAGGCAACUCAGUGAGGAAACUUCCUCAAUCCAUGUAAAUUGCCAUCUGCUGUACAACUUAAAAAAUAUAGUUGCUUUAGUAGUACUGAAAAGUGACUUACCCGGUCAUACUGUAUGUUUCAGAGGUUAGGUUUGAAGCCAAGUUUUCCUGACUCACAAGCUGCUUCUCUAUUUACUAUACCAAAUUUCUUCUCACACACUAAGCAACAUUAAUGUUUAAU
Molecule: messenger RNA, 6742 nt
Organism: Sarcophilus harrisii (Tasmanian devil)
Lineage: Eukaryota; Metazoa; Chordata; Mammalia; Dasyuromorphia; Dasyuridae
Gene: RASGRP3
Product: RAS guanyl releasing protein 3
Exons: 19
Coding region: 2044-4119 (691 amino acids)
Biological process (GO): positive regulation of GTPase activity; Ras protein signal transduction
Cellular component (GO): plasma membrane
Molecular function (GO): calcium ion binding; guanyl-nucleotide exchange factor activity
Source: RefSeq, a predicted model, not a curated record